This is a messenger RNA of Mollisia scopiformis, 1566 nucleotides long. RefSeq names its product cytochrome P450. The coding region runs from base 1 to 1566 and encodes 521 amino acids. NCBI's taxonomy places the organism in Eukaryota, Fungi, Ascomycota, Leotiomycetes, Helotiales, Mollisiaceae. The transcript has 7 exons. The record is from RefSeq and is a predicted model, not a curated record. Gene Ontology annotation, molecular function: heme binding; oxidoreductase activity, acting on paired donors, with incorporation or reduction of molecular oxygen; monooxygenase activity.
AUGUCUCUAAAUCUGGAGACUCGCGACUUCUUCCUCCUGCCACUUGUGUCCUCAAUCUUACUUACAAUCGUAUACUUCCUUUUCAAUGAGAUCGCACGAUAUACAGCUCGAGUCAAGGGUCUCAAAGGGCCUCGCGGGCUCCCAGUCGUAGGAAACCUCCACCAAGCAACUGCUGAGCAACAUCGUCUCUGGGCAAAGGAAUAUGGCCCCGUAUUUCAAAUCCAACUCGGAAACGUUCCAGUCGUGGUCGUAAACUCUGCGGCGGCGGCGAAAAAUUUGUUUUUGACGCAGACCUCUGCCCUCAAUUCUAGGCCUGUGUUUCAUGUCUUUCAUAAAAUUGUGAGCAAGAAUGUGUUAAGUAUUGGUACUUCGCCUUGGGAUGAUAGCUGUAAGCGACGAAGAAAGGCUGCUGCCACGGCCUUAAACCGAUCGAAGACUGAAAGUUACUUACCUAUUCUCAAUCUCGAAGUCACGGAAUGGAUACGGGAUCUCUACGAAGAAGGGAAUGGGGGUGCUUUAGCCUUUGACCCAACAGACCUCACUCAUCGCUUGUCAUUGAACUUGAGCCUUACACUCAAUUAUGGCUUCAGAGCGGAGUCGACGAAAGACUUCCAGAAUUCACCUCUCUUGCAGGAAGUCGUACAUAUUGAGACUGAGAUUGGGAAAUUGAGGUCUACCGGCUCGAACUAUAGCAACUACAUCCCUGCACUUCGUAUCUUGGAUCGAAUCAAGGAGAUUUUGCACAUCAGUCCUGGGCCGGCUUAUGGAAGAGAUAUUGGGAAGCGAAGACUUGCGUAUAUUGCCUUCCUGGCAACAUCAAAACAAAGAAUCUCGAAAGGAACAGAUAAUGCCUGCAUCCAAGGCGGUGUCCUGAAAGAUCCUGAAGCCAGCAAUUUAACGGAAGAGGAGUUGAUCAGCAUCAGUUUCAGUAUGAUGGCUGGAGCCGAAACCACAACUCCUACAAUAGGCUGGGGAAUUUUGUUCCUAGCUCAUCAUCCCGACAUUCAAGCGCAAGCAUAUAACACCAUUGUCUCUGGCAUCAAUCCUUCCAAUCCAUUAGCUCCCGGUAGCCCACAAGUAGACUACCUAAUGGCUUUCACGAAAGAGAUCAUGCGUUACUACACACCUCUCCGUCUCGCAUUGCCCAAAGCUACCUCUGGUCCAGCUAUCUGGGAUGGAACAACAAUUCCUGCUAAUACAAUGGUCUUCCUUAACUCAUGGUCAUGUAACCGAGAUCCUAUUCCGUUUCCAAAUCCAGAUGUCUUCAAGCCUGAGAGGUGGAUGAAGAAAGAGGGAGGGCAGAGGGAAUCAUUGAGCCAUUACACGUUUGGAUAUGGUGGAAGGAUGUGUGUUGCUAGUCAUGUUGCAAAUCAGGGUUUGUACAUGGCUUUUCUGAAUUUGGUUGCGAGAUUUGAGUUGUCGCCAGGUGAUGGGGUAGAGGAUAUAAAUGAGGGGUGUAUUGAUCCUAUGAAGGGUAUCCAGGACGUGAGGGCGACCAGAGCUGGGCCGAAAGGGGUGAAGGUUAGAUUUGUGCCUAGAGAAGGAAGGAAGAAUAUCGAGAAAUAG